Molecule: messenger RNA, 916 nt
Organism: Melitaea cinxia (Glanville fritillary)
Lineage: Eukaryota; Metazoa; Arthropoda; Insecta; Lepidoptera; Nymphalidae
Exons: 5
Coding region: 38-844 (268 amino acids)
Source: RefSeq, a predicted model, not a curated record
UUGUUGUUUAAUUUUUAAAUUACGGUUUACUUGAAAAAUGGCAGCUUUAAAAAAGAGAACAAACAAUUUUUCAAGUGAUGAAAAGCGUAUUUUAACGGAGUUAGUGUUAAAAUACCAAAAUGUAGUUGAAAAUAAGCGCACCGAUGCCACCACAAAUUCCACUAAGUUGCAAGGGUGGAUCCGUCUAGCAGAGGAGUUUAAUACUAUAAGCUCGUUUUGUCAUAGAACCCAUACAGUCUUAAAAUGUUGCUGGGAAAAUAUUAAAAGGCAGACUAAAAAAGACCGAGCAGACAAGAAGAAAAAGCUAUUUAUGACUGGUGGUGGAAAACCGCCAACACCACCACCAUCUAAUACCGAGUCUACAAUAGUUGAGGCUAUAUUAGGACCAGCACUAAAGGGAAUCCCAAGUGAUUUUGACACCGACAGUGCUACAUUCAGUGAAAUUAUAGAAGUAAACACAACGGAUCAGAAUGAAAAAGUUCAUGUAAUAGAAGGCGACUCUGAUUAUGCAGACAUAUUAAAAGAGGAUAAUGAAAACAUUGCAAAGGGUUUAUUGAAAGAAAAGAAUGACAGUGAUAAUGAUACCUGGAACUCAUGGACUCCAAAGAAUCUAAAAACACCAGUAUCAAGUAAUCUUAAAGUAUCUAGACAAAGUGAAGAAAGCUACUUAAAAAGAAGAAGACCUAAAAUUAAUUGCUUGAGUGAUGAAUUGGUAAAAGAAAAAAUUAAAUUAAUAAAAAUAUUACAAGAAAAUGCUGAGAAGGAAGCCCAAAUUAGAUUGGCUAUUUUGAAGGAACAAUUAAAGCAAGAAGAAAUAAAGACCCAAAAGGUUAUGAAUAGUUAGUUAUUUUUUUAGGUGUUAUACCUACAUGUAUAUUGUAUUGAUAAUAAAAAUGUUCAGGGAUAAGGACAAAAA